AUGCACAAAUUCGGGGAGCCAAGAAUGGCAUUACUGGAUCACAUCACCCACCACACUAGUAGUCGUCGUGACGCCUUCCCUUCCACUCUCGCCGCCGCCGACGCCGACGACGACGCCGCCGACGAGGAGGAGCCAAGAAUUGCAUGGCGGGAUACGCGGCGGAGGCGGGCGCAGCUGCUGGCGCGGGGCGUGGGCGCGCAGCACGGCAUCCGCCGCUGACGUCGCUGGUGGUGUCCACCAUCGCCGCCUUCUCCGCCGUCGUCGUCUUCGCCAUCCUCCGCUCGGUGCGUGCGGCGUCUCGUCUCUUCGAUCUCACUCUUGUAGUCUUGUUCUUGGCGUGUUCGAUCGGAUCGAUCACCUGUGGAUGGCGGCGUCCAUGGCGUGCGUGUGUGCAGGCGUACGACGCGGCGGUGUCGAGGACGACGACGCUGCUGGGGCACAACCUGGAGCCGACGCCGUGGCACCUGUUCAAGCACGACAAGGGGCGGCCGCCGGCGCGCGCCGCGUUCCGGUGCGCGCCGUCCCUGACCUGCCGGCCGCCGGUGGCGCAGCCGGCGCCGGGGACGACGAACGCGAGCGCGAACGCGUCGGCCGCGCCGCGGCUGUGCCCGGCGUACUUCGGCGCGAUCCGGCGCGACCUGGCGCCGUGGCGGCGCGGAGGGGGCGGCGUGACGCGCGCGCUGCUCGACGCGGCGCAGCGGCGGGCGUCGAUGCGCGUGGCCAUCACCGGCGGCGGGCGGCGGCUGCACGUGGAGCUCUACUACGCGUGCGUCCAGAGCCGGGCGCUGUUCACGGCGUGGAGCCUGCUGCAGCUGAUGCGGCGCUACCCCGGCCGCGUCCCCGACGUCGAGCUCAUGUUCGACUGCAUGGACCGCCCGGCCAUCAACCGCACCGACUACGGCGGCGGCGGCGACGGCGACCACGGCUCGCCGCCGCCGCCGCUGUUCCGCUACUGCACCACCCGGAACCACUUCGACAUCCCUUUCCCUGAUUGGUCCUUCUGGGGCUGGCCUGAAACGAACAUCGAGCCGUGGAGCAAGGAGUUCAGGGACAUCAAGGAAGGGGCCAAGGCAAUCAAAUGGCAAGACAGAGUGGCAACGGCGUACUGGAAGGGCAACCCUGACGUGGCGUCGCCAUUGAGGGUCGCAUUGCUUAACUGCAACGACACCAACAUGUGGCACGCCGAGAUCAUGCGCCAAAAUUGGGAUGAGGAGGUCAAGUCCGGGUACCAUAACUCCAAGCUCUCCAGCCAAUGCACCCAUAGGUAUAAAAUAUACGCGGAGGGGUUCGCGUGGUCGGUGAGCCUAAAGUACAUACUGUCAUGUGGGUCCAUGGCGCUAGUGAUUGACCCGCAGUACGAGGACUUCUUCAGCCGUGGGCUGCGGCCGGAGGUGAACUUCUGGCCGGUGCACAUCGACGUCGCCGCCGGCGGCAUGUGCGAGUCGAUCAGGGACGCCGUGGAGUGGGGGGAGGCGCACCCGGCGGAGGCGGAGGCGGUGGGGCGGCGCGGCCAGCGGCUGAUGGAGGAGCUCGACAUGGACGCCGUCUACGACUACAUGCUCCACCUGCUCACCGAGUACGCGCGGCUCAUGCGGUUCCGGCCGGCGGAGGCGCCGCCGCCGCGGCCGCCGGCGCAGGAGGUGUGCGAGGCGUCGGUGCUGUGCCUCGCCGGCGAGAAGCAGAGGCGGUUCCUGGAGGCAUCGGCGGCGAGCCCCGCCGUGUCGGAGCCUUGCGUGAUGCCGCCCGAUGCCGGCGAGUGAUAAAAUGUGUUACAUUAUGUUUUUUUUAGAGCAACACGGUAGGAUACGUAGGCAGAAAAUUUGAGCAGUUCAACUUGGGAUUUUAGGAUUUGCUUUCAGCCUUAAACUUAUUUUAUUUUCAGCCGAGCGCAAAACAAUUCGAAAAUUUUGAGCAAGGCGUGCAUUUGAACCUCCA
Molecule: messenger RNA, 1935 nt
Organism: Oryza sativa Japonica Group (Japanese rice)
Lineage: Eukaryota; Viridiplantae; Streptophyta; Magnoliopsida; Poales; Poaceae
Source: RefSeq, a predicted model, not a curated record